AUGGAGGAGAAGCCGAGUCAAGAUCAUUCAACAGCAGCAGAGAACAACAGGGAGAAACACUCUCAAACAGACAUCAAGUGCAGCGACAGGUGGAUUCAAUCGUCUGUGAAUAAUCAAGAUUGCAACAUGUAUCGUCAUCUGCUGCAUCUCUGUCUUCUUCUGUCAGUAUGCCGGAUCAGCUCAGUGUUGAGCUGCAGGUGGAUCAGAAAUAAGUUUCAGCAGCAUCAUGGAGUCUCUCUGGAUCUCAUUGGAAAGAUGGGUGGGAAAAUCAUGAAGGAACAUUUGGAUUUAAAUCCCAUCCCAUAUGACUUGAUCAGCAACCACAGGAGUGCAGAGCCGGAGAAACAGAUCCUGUUCGUCAUUCAGAUUCUGGUAGAGAUCACGGAACUCUUUGAGGAUGCUGUUUCUGCCCCCUUCGAUGAUAAAAAUAUGGAUGAUUUCUUAAACAUCAUCCAUGAGGAGAUUAAUGGACUACGCUCAUGUGGUGCUUUCAAAAUGAAGAGGAACAAAAAGCUGCAUCUGUAUUUUGAAAGACUGAGAUAUAUGACACAACUUAACACAGAGAAUGUGGCUAAAAGCUGGGAGAUUGUCAGGAAACGGGUCAUAAGCCUCAUGAAGCAGCUGGAGUUCUUCUCUUUCAACACUCAUGUUUAA
This is a messenger RNA of Xyrauchen texanus (razorback sucker), 654 nucleotides long. Its product is annotated as interferon a3-like. Bases 1 to 654 code for a protein of 217 amino acids. Gene Ontology annotation, biological process: defense response; response to exogenous dsRNA. The record is from RefSeq and is a predicted model, not a curated record. Gene Ontology annotation, cellular component: extracellular region. Gene Ontology annotation, molecular function: cytokine receptor binding. NCBI's taxonomy places the organism in Eukaryota, Metazoa, Chordata, Actinopteri, Cypriniformes, Catostomidae. The transcript has 5 exons.